CUUGGAGCUUGAAAUUUGGAACUUCAUGCACAUGAAGUGCUGAGCCAGACUAUUCGUACCUUGCAACUCCUAUAUACCAAGCCUACACAUAUUGUUCUCUCAAUCUCGAUACCUGGAGGUGUUUUUUUUACCGUAUGUCCGAGCUCAAGGCACGCAAGCGCAAUCUGAAUGGACCUGGACACCACAUUUUGCAAGCUGGUCCUGACAAGCAACGGAUGACGCUUUCCUGGCACGAAAUACCAGAAUGGCAGAGGGAUAACGAGUAUAUUUCAAUGGGCUACAGACGAGUGCAGAACUGUUGGUCAGGUUGCAUUGCAUCUAUCUACAGUUAUCCUCAUAACGAAACUGUAAACAUCCUCAGUCAUCUGGCUGGCGCUAUGGUCUUCCUUUGGAUUCUGAUGACAUUCCACGGGCAAUAUAUCUUGGCGUAUAGCACUGCAACUUGGCUGGAUACUUCUGUCUUUGCUAUAUUUUUACUCUCUGCAGUGUUCUGCCUUACUGCGAGCGCCAUGUUCCACACUGCCACUUGUCAUUCGGCACAGGUGUCGACCCAGUGCCAUGCACUGGACUACUCGGGGAUCGUCAUCCUCACCGUCGGAUCUUUUGUACCAUGCCUUUACUACGGAUUCUACUGUGAACCAGCCUUGCAAGCCUGUUAUCUAUGUUCCAUCGCACUAGUUGGCGCAGGUGCAGCAUAUAUCGUUCUCAACCCUGAAUAUGCAAAACCAACACAUCGAGGUGCACGUACCGGUGUUUUCAUUGGUCUUGGAUUGUCCGCUGUGGUCCCAGUUGCUCAUUUAUUGGUAUCGCAUGGGGCAUCGAAGCUAUUUUCCGAAAUGGGAUUUGGUUGGCUGCUCGCAUCAGGCGGACUAUACAUUACGGGCGCGUUGAUUUACGCCAAUCGCAUACCGGAAUGUCUGGCCCCAGGGAAAUUCGACUUACUCUUCGCAUCACAUCAAAUAUUUCACUUCUGUGUGGUUCUGGCCGCUCUGGCUCACUGGAUGUGUGUAUUGACUGCCUUCGAUCAUUGGCAUUCUGGCUUGACCGGAUGGAAAUUGUGACAUGCUGGUGUUGCGUCGCUGCGUCGUGGGUAUUACGCUGUGGUUGGACAGCCCUGGGAAAAGAUUUUGUCGGAACAUGCCCCAAGUCUUCGCCUGUACAGCAGGGCUCACGGCUCCGGCGGAGUCGUUAGCGCGGAAACAAAAUGCACGUUGCAGGGUGUAUCCGUAAGCCUAAUGAAAGUUUGGUCAUCCUUAU
This is a messenger RNA of Suillus discolor, 1257 nucleotides long. Its product is annotated as hemolysin-III related-domain-containing protein. Gene Ontology annotation, molecular function: signaling receptor activity. Gene Ontology annotation, cellular component: membrane. The record is from RefSeq and is a predicted model, not a curated record. Bases 135 to 1061 code for a protein of 308 amino acids. NCBI's taxonomy places the organism in Eukaryota, Fungi, Basidiomycota, Agaricomycetes, Boletales, Suillaceae. The transcript has 8 exons.